UCCGGAUGAUGAAGUACAGCCUUCAGCCGGGGGGCAUUUAAGACGCAGAACACUCGGCUGGUCCCCAGCCACGGCUGCAGGACCCAGGGGCAGGCCUUGACAGGCUCGGGGGAAGGAGGGAAGGAAGAAGCCACCCUUGAGAGCAGAGGCAACAGCAGCAGUGGCCACAGCACCGCUCCCCUGCCUGUCCCCACCGCCUGGACACCAUGUUUCUAGCCACAUUCAAGCUGUGUGCUGGGAGCUCCUACAGACACGUGCGCAACAUGAAGGGGCUGAGGCACCAGGCUGUGCUGGCCCUCGGCCAGGAGCUGAACCGGAGGGCACUGGGGGGCCCGACCCCGGGCGCGUGGAUUCACCAGGUUCGGCGUCGGAGUUCUCUGCUCGGUUCUCGGCUGGAAGACACCCUCUACAGCGACCAGGAGCUAGCCUAUAUCCGGCAGGGAGAGGAGGCCAUGCAGAAAGCCCUGGGCAUCCUCAGCAGCCAGGAGGGCUGGAAGAAGGAGAACCAGCAGGCGAAUGGGGACCAAGUACUGAGUAAAGUGGUCCCAGAUGUGGGCAAGGUAUUCCGGCUGGAGGUGGUGGUGGACCAGCCCAUGGAGAGGCUUUAUGAAGAGCUCGUGGAACGCAUGGAAGCAAUGGGAGAGUGGAACCCAAAUGUCAAGGAGAUCAAGGUCCUGCAGAAGAUUGGAAAAGAUACAGUCAUCACCCAUGAGCUGGCUGCAGAAGCGGCGGGAAACCUGGUGGGGCCCCGUGACUUUGUGAGCGUGCGCUGUGCCAAGCGCCGAGGCUCCACCUGUGUGUUGGCUGGCAUGGCCACACAUUUCAGGGAGAUGCCUGAGCAGAAAGGUGUCAUCAGAGGUGAGCAUGGUCCCACGUGCAUGGUGCUCCAUCCCCUGGCUGAAAGUCCCUCAAAGACCAAACUCACCUGGCUGCUCAGCAUUGACCUCAAGGGAUGGCUGCCAAAGACCAUCAUCAACCAGGUCUUAUCACAGACCCAGGUGGAUUUUGCCAACCACCUGCGCAAGCACCUGGAGUCCAGCCCUGCUCCUUAAGCCAGGUGUAAAGGACCAGCCUGCUCCUUCCAACUGGUCCUAGCUGCACUGGCUUGCAUGCUCAUCAGGAAGAUCCCUGCUAGAAGCCUACAAGUCUGUUCAAGAUCUUCAUCUGGGGACUGUGGGAUGGGGUGGGAGUGUAUUUAGAGGAGGACACUGGGACUCAGAUUGGUAACAUUUUAAGACCAAGAAAAUGGGGACAAGGCUUUUAAGAGAAAGAGCUUUCUAACUUCAAUGAUUAGCUGUGAAAUGAAGAUUAAGGGCCCCCAAAUAUUUGUAGAACUUCUGGGCCCUUACACAUCUAUUUUAAAACAUCUUUAAAAUGGUACUGGCUGAUAUAGGGUUCAGAGGGUGCUAAAUACAAGGGUUGGGACCUUAUCCUUCAUUGGCUCACGAGCUCCAUUCCCUGCAGGCAGUGUGUGGACAGCAGGGUCUUACAAAAGUGACCCCAGCAACCCUCUGCCCCUCUACCAAAUAGGUAGCAAGCUGCACCAAGACCAAGCAACUCCCCACAGCAGGUGCCUUCUAGAAAUGUAGUCUACAUUUUCUUGAUUGAAAAAAAAUAGAAAACGAAUUAAUCCAGUUCUACUUCUUCCAUGAGCAUCAGUCAGAAUAAAGAAUCAAAACUGACACAAAAACUUCAGUCUGUACCUGGUUAAAAAUUCUACUCUUAAAAAGAAAUCAUUCUAGUAAAUUGCAACUUCAUGCUAAAGGAGUUCUGGACAUUUUAAUGAAACUUGAUCCCCUAGCUCAUUAGAAGGAAAAACUACUGAGCACUUAGGUCACUCAAUUAUUUAGAAUCUGUGACCAGGAUCUUUCAUAAGGGUUUAAUUUCCAUGAUAAGCACAAGCCUAAAUCAAUUCUUAAAAGAACUCUAGAACUGGGAGCUGAUUGACGAGCACUGGAAGGAUUACGACUGAGGAUUUUUAUUUACCUAAUUAAAAGAUCGGAUAGGACCAAAUAUAAGAGAAUGAAUGACAAAGUUGAACAGAAACAAAUUUUAUUUUCCCCAGAGUGAAUGUUGAGACCUAAAAAAGGAACCGAAUCUUUACUUCAGAGCCGAUUAUAUCAGCUUCCAGCUUGGCUCAGGGCUGCCACUUUCUCUGCCUUUAACAGGCCAGUGUUUUACAACAUCUAGAGGGGAUGGCUGAAAGAGGUGCUAUGGUGAUGGCAAAUUCCCUUCCAAGAUUUAGAGAAUUUAGGCUUUAAAAAUAUAAACUGGGAUGGGAUUCCUUUGCUAACGAGUAUGGGCAGGAUGAAAAACCAUUACCACUUGAAGCUUUUCCAUUUGGGUUCUAAUAGCAUUGAUGAUUUAAAGCAUUUGGAAAUAGAGCCCUAGCUUAUUUAAGAGCUCAGCAGGAGCGGGAAUGCUGAUAUUUAUUGAGCUAUUGAAAUUUUACAGCUCAGAGAAGUAUUUAUUAUUUAUUCUGAUCGUUUCUUAGAGUGGUCUAUUUUUAGCAUAGCUCAAAUUAUUGUUGGGGUGCCUGGAUGGCUCAGUUGGUUAAACAUCUGCCUUCAGCUCAGGUGAUGAUCCCAGGGUUCUGGG
This is a messenger RNA of Leptonychotes weddellii (Weddell seal), 2598 nucleotides long. It is a transcript of the gene STAR, whose product is annotated as steroidogenic acute regulatory protein. Gene Ontology annotation, cellular component: mitochondrion. Gene Ontology annotation, molecular function: cholesterol transfer activity; cholesterol binding. The record is from RefSeq and is a predicted model, not a curated record. NCBI's taxonomy places the organism in Eukaryota, Metazoa, Chordata, Mammalia, Carnivora, Phocidae. Gene Ontology annotation, biological process: regulation of steroid biosynthetic process; steroid biosynthetic process; intracellular cholesterol transport.